UAAACGGCUGCUCGACGAUCCUGACGCUAGAACUCGCUCUAUCCCCGCAGUGCACGCCUCGCACACGCUGCACUAUCUAGCUACUCGUGGAACACAUCUGCUAUCGACCACUGAGUUGCCGACAUGGGCGCAGGACAGUCCACUGCCGCGUCGCAAGCACCUCCCCGCGCGCUGCAUGUUCUGCGCGUUACACCGUCUUCCCCGGCAUCGCAGACGACGAUCGAGCCCUUCUUUGACUUUGUAGUUGGCUUUCAGGGCGACAACUUCUCGCCUCACAACACGGUGGACGCUACUGAGUUGGAGAAGAUCGUCGAGAGCCAUGAAGGCAGAACGCUGAACCUCUUGGUCUGGAACAGCAAGAGCCAGCAGACACGAGUGGUACCCAUUGUACCCUCUAGGGACUGGGCGCUCCCGUACUCGGCAACUCCAGACCCGCAGGAGCCAGAGGCGGAACGGAAGCCAUCUUUGCUGGGCCUGAGCAUGCGGAUGUGCGAGCCGGAAUUUGCACUGGACAACGUAUGGCACGUAUUGGACGUUCUGGAGGGUAGUCCCGCCGAAAGCGCGGGGUUGGUGCCAUAUGGUGACUGGAUUAUCGGCUGGUCAGGAGGCGCUCUGAGCGCUGAAGGAGACUUCUAUGACAUUGUAGAAGCGCAUAUUGAGAAGCCAUUACGGGUAUUUGUAUACUCAUAUGACUUCGACACUAUAAGAGAGGUGGUCCUGGUACCAAAUCGACAUUGGGGAGGUGAGGGCCUGCUGGGUUGCGUAUUCGGUUUUGGCUUGUUACACCGCAUUCCCCCCUUACCACCAGACAAAGAGCCGGGCUCGCUGCCUCCGGAGCUUGCUGAGAGUUCAGAGUACGAAGAACACGAACUGUUCGUGCCAGCUGACCUGCAUGGUGAAGAGGACCCAAAGUACUACGAAGACAAUAUGCACACACAAGAUGACGAAUGGGAGCAUCGGCCGCAAGUACACCAACCACAUGAUGAUGCCAUUUCAGACGCUCCUCACUACAACGCGUCGUUGGUGGGUUCCGAACGCUAUCUUGACGACCAGCCAACCAUUGGAACGCUCGCAAGCCACCAAAAUUCGUCCUUUGACCACCACGAAGGCCGUUCAUCUCCACCUCACGAUGAUCCGGUUGCAAGCUCGGUUCCUUUCCAACCUCCUACCGCCCGCAUAUCGACACCAACCGCAGCUCACCCACCGGACUCUCACAUGAAUAGUGACUCGUCGUGACUGUCCUCAUCGCUCUCUGCGAACGCUCAACAAAGUCAUUGCCAAUGUCUCGGCAUCGCCCCGCGUAUGCUCUCGUAAGACGGCAGAGGGAGCGCGUUUCACGCCACAUGCAAGAACGCGGUUGCGGCGUUAGAGUCACGGCUGCUGCGGCUACCGCAAAGGGGGCAUGAAGAGGAGGAUAACGGGAGGAUGGCCAUGAGCGUGGCAGACACGGAAGUUUCGGGACAAUGGGAGUUGACAAUGAUGGCACAUCACUGGCUGGCAGUUUUCACGAGUGUUGAC
Messenger RNA from Laetiporus sulphureus 93-53, 1518 nucleotides. RefSeq lists its product as uncharacterized. Gene Ontology annotation, biological process: Golgi organization. Bases 124 to 1236 code for a protein of 370 amino acids. Gene Ontology annotation, cellular component: Golgi apparatus. Gene Ontology annotation, molecular function: protein binding. The transcript is spliced from 6 exons. NCBI's taxonomy places the organism in Eukaryota, Fungi, Basidiomycota, Agaricomycetes, Polyporales, Laetiporaceae. The record is from RefSeq and is a predicted model, not a curated record.